AUGGGCAACACACAAUCCACGGUGCGCUACCUUGCGCCUGCAUCCUUCAUCUACGACUUUGCCCUACAACAAUAUGGCAUCUUUUCGUCGCCCAACAUGAUGGAUAUCCAUAACCGGAAUCUUGCAGCGUUUAGUCCAUACCCAUACUUCAUCGGCGCAUUCUUUUUCCCACAACAAAUCUUCCAGCUGGUCUGGUUGUGGAAACUGUGGAAGCAAGAUGGUAAUGCGAAGGAGUGUACGAUGAUGAACAAGUUUGCGUGGGUUUACAGUUUGGGAAACUUUUGCAUCGGAACUUGGAUGUUUUUCUGGAACUCGAAUAACCUGGAGACGUCAAACAUCUUCGUCAUCAUCAAUACGCUGGCGCAAGUCGGUUAUAUCGCCACAGCGCUCGAGCCGAUCAAUACACGCUCAACGCCCAACUUCCUCACCCACAUCGUUGCAAAGACAUUCGCAGGUAUCGGUGUACUGGAUCUCCUUCACAACACAGCAGCAGCCUACUAUGUGGGUGUGGAGCCUAGCUCGCUGGUACAAGUCGCUACCGGUGUUGGAUUCGCUGCGGCGGCGAGUAUGAGCGACUGGAUCUUUGGUGGCUGCUUGGUGUACGAUCUCGUUGCGUUGGCUGUUGGACAGGAGGGUAAUUGGUCAAGGUUGCUGGGCGGAUAUGCGGCGAUGACUGCUGGUAUUGUGGGAUUCAAGAACUUCUUCUAUCCGAAGUGGAAGGCGCAGAGGGAGGGAGGAUACGCGAGGGUUGAGAAUGACGGUGAUGUUGUUUAG
Messenger RNA from Alternaria atra, 774 nucleotides. RefSeq lists its product as uncharacterized. The transcript has 3 exons. The coding region runs from base 1 to 774 and encodes 257 amino acids. Lineage: Eukaryota; Fungi; Ascomycota; Dothideomycetes; Pleosporales; Pleosporaceae. The record is from RefSeq and is a predicted model, not a curated record.